Molecule: messenger RNA, 2757 nt
Organism: Salvia miltiorrhiza (redroot sage)
Lineage: Eukaryota; Viridiplantae; Streptophyta; Magnoliopsida; Lamiales; Lamiaceae
Exons: 6
Coding region: 1-2757 (918 amino acids)
Source: RefSeq, a predicted model, not a curated record
AUGAGCAGUGAUACUGAAUCGGAGGAAUACGAGAGAGAGGAACAACAGCCAAUUCCCCGGAAUAAGUCAAAGAAGAAGGAACAAUAUCCAACGCCAAAUCCGCCUCCCCGCUAUGCUUGGUUACGCCCGUGCAUGCAGAAUUAUGCGGGACGUAUCAAUCACUACAUCCGGAUAGCUAUAUUGAAGGAUGUGAAAACGUGUUUGCAGCGUUAUGGUCGUUUCGAGGAAUUUGUAUGUGGUCCGUUUGGCCACUUACAUGAUUUGAGGAGGGAGGAGAGUGCCAAUGCAGCACUGCACCAGCUUCUUGCACGAGAGCUGUAUGACCCGGAGUUUGGUGCAUGGGAGAAGUGGUUCCACGUUUGUGGACACGACAUCCGAUUUGGGACCGUCGAGUUUUGUUUGGUGACGGGAUUACACUUCGGGCCUUCCCCGCAGGGGUUUGAUCCGAAUGCGGAUCAUGAUAUUCCGAGUACAAGCUUUUUUCACAGAGUACUUCGAGGCAAGAAGACUUAUGUCAGUGAUUUGCAGAAGCGAUUCAAUAGUAAUAGGUUGGGCGAUAACCCCGAUGAUUAUUUGAAGGCUGCAAACAUCCUCGUGGCCUAUUUCAUCAUUUUUUGCCGUGAUCAGGAUUAUGUCGAUAAUUGGGUGUGGGCACUGAUUGAGGAUUCUCAGGCGUGGUUGGACUUCCCGUGGGGCUCGUACUCAUUUCAGAUUUUAUGUCAUGGGAUGUCCGUGCUGAAGAAGCACCCUUCGGAGAUUCGCGGGUCGAGGAAGACGUACCAUUUCUAUGGGCCCACAUGGGCAUUACAGAUUUGGUCAUACGAGGCCAUUCCGUCUUUGGGCAGGGCGUGUGGGUUGCGAGACACGGCCCUGCGGUUGCCCCGAUGUUUGAUGUGGACGACUUGGAAGUCAUCCGCUGACUUCACCCAUUUUUUUGAUCAGGAGCGCGAAUGUUACCCGAGACUGGCGCCGACUGAAUUGGAGACUGAGCAGCUUUAUUAUAACACCCUCCUGAUUGGUCAGACAUUAGAUGUACGAUUCCAUCCUGGAGGGAGAUAUGCCGGAUUGAGGGAACCAGUUCUACCCGCGCCGCCUUCUCCUAUUAUUCCUAGGCGUAUGGCGAGAAGUAGCUCACGAACAGAGAAGGCUCGUGGCAAGAUGCCCGAGGUUGUUGAGCGUCAGAGACGCUCGUUUGGUGCUCCGACUGGUAGCCCGUCGAAGAGGCGUAGGCCUCAGGAGUUUGAGCCAGGGCCAGAUGCAGAGCCAGAUCAUGUGUGCUGUGAGCACGCGUCGUGGGGUCGGCGGGACGAGGAGCUGAUUUCUCGUGUCACCCAGAGUGUGACACGAGAGGUGACUGACAGUGUGCGGCGCACUCUUGUAGAAGACGAGUCAGAGCAUGGAUUGAUUGCUCGAGUGACUCGACGUGUGGUAGCCGCGAUGCAUGAUUUCUUUGGGCGACGUUCGAGGAGGUCUCGAAAAUCGUCAUCCAGCCACGUUGGACGUGGGAGUGAGGAGUGUGAGGGGCCGAGGAUCAGUCACAGACGGUCUACCUCUCAUAUUGUUGAGGAGCGGCCUCGGGGCAGUCAUCGACGAUCAUCUCAUCACGAUGAUCGUCCUCUUGCGAGCCAGAGGCGAUCAUCUCAUCACGAUGAUCGUCCUCUUGCGAGCCAGAGGCGAUCAUCUCAUCACGAUGAUCAGGCUAGGGGGAGCCAGAGGCAAUCCGCCUCACAUCACAGUGAAAGGCAGCCAUCUUUGAGGCGAUCUGCCUCUCAUCGCGCAGAGACAUCAGCUCGUCAGCCGAGUCCAGUGACGCCUAAUCCUGGAGAGAGAGAUGACGAUGUCCAGUUCAGCUGGACUACUGACGAGGAAGAGGCCGAGGUUGCUGGGAGGCCACGACGCACGAUUAAGCCGUCUGCUCUUCUUCAGAGUCCGUAUGUGACUGAUGGCCCACUUGACACUCCUAAGGCAAAGAAGGUUGCUUUCUGCCGAUUCAGACAGAUGGGCGACGAUGCAUGUGUUCCGGUAUUGGAGACUGGAUAUAUGAUGACCCAGGCCUUUUUUGGACGUAUUUUGGAUCGUCGUGCCGAGUUCGAUGCUGAGAUUAUAGACCUCUGGAUUUUGAAGCAAAAUCGAAGGAUCAGAGUCAACCAGGAAUAUAUAGGGGAUCGAGGUCGGUCUAUGCUCCAGCCGGGUAUUAGUCGACAUAGGACUUCACUGGCUUCAACCAAUUUUUAUAAUACCCUAUAUAGAGAGUACGGUAUGCUGCAUCCGGAGGAUCCCCAUGGGAAUAACAUACAAGCGCAGAAUGCAUACACACAUUGGGACGUGCCCGACAGUCUCAUCACAAUGUUCCAGGGAACUGAUGCAGAUCAUACAUGGCCUUGGCUGGAGGCUAGUGAGGUCAGCUUAGUAAUUCUUAAGGGCAGGGUCACACAACGUCGCCAAGCUUCGAUGAGGUGCAUUUGUCGUUUGAUGCCUAGAUUGUUGCAUGCUGUUGGGUAUUGGGAAAACAAUCGCCACAAGUUUGUUCAUGCUGCCUCUUCAGAGAUGGCGUAUGUGAUGAUGCCGAUCAACCAACAAUUCGUGCAACAGGACGUCAUUAGUUGUGGUGUGUAUGCAUGUGCAUACUUAGACCGGUUGAUAUGUGGAACCCCGAAACAUAGCCACUUGAAAACCAUUAGGGAUGUAGAAAAAUAUCGCUACAUUAUAGCUUGUAGGAUAUGGGAAUUGUGUACCCCAAUUCCCUCUGCUUUGUAG